This is a messenger RNA of Racocetra persica, 595 nucleotides long. The record is from the annotation of a GenBank genome assembly. Lineage: Eukaryota; Fungi; Glomeromycota; Glomeromycetes; Diversisporales; Gigasporaceae.
AUGAAAAUAACAACUGAUCAAAAGCAUUUAUCUGAUAAUACACUUACUGAGCAAGAAGCUAUCAGAUGUACAAAGAAAAUAGCCCGGAUAUUUGAGUUAUAUGAGCAAAAUUCGAAGGUGUAUAAUAUACUUUUUGGGGAAAUUGGGGUGCUAGCGAAAAAACUAGAUAAUUAUCAUUCUGAGUAUAUCAGCUUAAAAAAGACGAUAAAAAGACUGAAAAGAGAUGUAGAGUCCCUAAAGACUGAAUUAGAAGAUUUAGAUGAUUGUGUGGAUAAGGACACUGUGAUUGACUUAAUACAUAAUAUAGUUCCCUCGCUGAUUAAUGAAAAAGAUAAGAGUUCCUCCUAUUCGUCCAAGACUUCUGAAGAAUCUGAUUCGGCUAAGACAUUUGAGAUAAGAGAACGAAAGGCUGUUCCUCAUAAGCAACGAAGAAAGACACAGCCAAGAAAGAAAUUAAUUGAUGAGUUGAAUACCGAAAUUUUAGAUUCUACAGAAAAUAUUAUUACACAGUCAAGUUCAGUACCUACCGGUGAAAAUAAUCCUGAGUCAGUUGAUUUUCUUAACUUAUAUCGCCAGAUUGUAAAAGCUGAAGAUG